AUGUCUAGUAAAAAACGUAACUUCAAAAGCAAAGAAUCGACAAUCACUUGUCACGUUUGCAAAAAAGUGAUGCUGGAGCAAAAUUUUUCAACGCACAUGAGAAAUAUCCAUAAUUCGAAUGAAACGCGGGAUAUUUCUCAAAGGUCAAUUGCUGCAAUGUUUCCAUCCGAAAAAAGACCUCGCGUAGAGCAAGCACUGAGUCCCAAUAUGGAGGCAGAAGAUGAGCAACUGGAUUCAUUCACGAGCUUAUCAUGUGGAGGUGAGGCCGCCAAAACUUUAGAGCUGGGAGAAAUCCAGGACCAGGGGCUGAACAUUUUCACUGAUGAUGGCUGCAAUAAAGAAAGCAGUGGAACUGAUGCGGAUGUGACAAGCAUUGCGAUUGAGGGCGUUUAUGAAAGCACAGCUGAAGAUCGACCGGAGUCAACAAAAACAGACAUAUUAGAAAAUGAAGUUGGCAACCUGAAGACUGAUUUAAGCCAUCUCACAAGUGCGGUUGAAUAUAUGAAAGCGGAAAUCAUUGAGUUGCAAAAAUCAAAAUUACCGAACUCUGUCGAGGUAACCGAGCAGCGUGGUUCAAACGUUCAACCUCGAGAAGCCACAGAGUCAGCCUGUGAUCAGUAUGAUGAUGACUCUGUCCUCUUAAAAUGUAAGGAUAUUGACGACAUAUUGGCAUACUUUCCCGAAAUGGAAUUGAUAAGAGAAGAUUUAACAAUAAUUUGCAGAGUGUGCAUUCCAAAAAACAAGAUGAGACUGGUUUGUCCUACUGGAAGUGCUUUACCUGCUGGGAUGUUUUCGGUUAGGGAAAGCAUGGAUAAGCGGGAUACGGACAGUAUGUCAAGGGCAUUCAGAAAUCUCAAGAUCAGUAUAUCUCGCCAUUUGAAGCGUGACGCACAUCAAAGCGCGCUAUCGCAAGACGAAAGUAUGACCAUCAAAAUGAAAAACGAGAGUAACCGGAACAAUGCCAUAGCCUUGCGAGUUGGCUGUGCUUGUUACAAAAUAUACUGCCGUGGACGACCGUAUACUGAUUAUGAAGGUGAAGUUUUUUUGCUGCACAGAUGUGGAGUUGAUGUAGGAGAUAUAAAUCAUUCCUAUAAGUUUCCGCAGAAAUUUCUGGAAUCUGUUGCUGAAGUUGUCAAAGAUAAUGUGAAAGAUUAUUUGAGAAAACCACUACCGCAAACCGGAUUUGCGCCUCCUGUUAAAGUGUUAGCAGACAAAGCAACAUACAAGCAUCGCACUCGACAGUUUGUUGGUUUGACUAGCGUAAUACCAGAUGCCGAUGACCUUCUACAAUAUAUGUUUCUGGGGCUACCAGUUGUGAAAAGUCACACUGGGGAAGGUGUCGGCCAAAGUAUUAUAUCCGUGCUGAAAGAGUUUGAGAUAUCGGCCGAGCAAUUUCAAGGUGGAUCCUUCGAUGGACAGUAUUUCCACCUUUCUGUUCCUGAGGUCCUAAAUACCCACUUUGGCACAGAAGGAAAAGACGCGUCUGUUCAUUAUGAUUAUGAUCCCAUGCACAAAGCUGGCUUGGUUGACACUCAUAUUCGAGAAGAUGAUAAUUUCAAGUUUCUAAAUAAGGUAACUGGAGUUGUUGCGGCUGUUUUCAAGAAUUUCAAUUGGGGGAAGAAUUACGAAGCACUUGCAGAUGCAUGUGAAUCCUUGGGGCAAGUGCUUGCAAAUCCAGCUAAGUAUAGCACUACUCGUUUUGCAAAUAGUGUCAGGAAAGUUUAUAUGAACUUUCGUAAGGAUUAUCGUGCAAUUGUACAGUGUCUCGAGAUGACAAAGACUGAAAAGAGAGACGGUGACUCGAAAGACAGGCAAAAGGCUGUUGAUGCAGAGAAAUUCAUGAAUUCCAUUUGCAAUGCCAAGUUCGUAUUGAGACUAUCUGGUAUAACUGACAUUUAUGAGAAGUAUGGAGAAUUGGUAAAUGUGGUACAGAAAGUCAACUCUCUUCCUCAUGAAAGAUUUGACACUUUUAUCCACGUUUGCAACAAGAUGAAGAAUAUGUCCGAAAGAAUGAAUCAUGAAAAAUGUGACGCGAAAUCCUGCUCUUGGCCUGUAUAUCAUGAUGAUAUAAAGCAAUUGGAUGAUACAGGUGAAUACAUGGGUGUACCAAUUGUUGAUGACCACGACGAAGAGGGGCCAAAUGUAACAAGGUCUUUAGCCAGACGAGCAAAUGCAAACAAAGCUGAAAACGUGCGAGAUAAUGUUUCAAAGCAAGUAUUGUUGCUCAUCACACGCUUGGAGAAAGAUUUACGCGAUCAAGUCUUCUCUCAGUCAGACAAAGAAAUGAUCGAGGAUACGAGGCUGAUUACUGAUUUGAAGACCACUGCAGUUAGAAUAAAGUUGAGAGGUGCCAUCCUUAUUUCGAAUAUCGAAAGAGCGAAGUAUAUAACGACGCUACGCAAAAUAAUCCCAUCCGUUAAAGAGGUUCCGGACGAGACCAUAAUUCUUCAAUUCGAGGAAUUUCUGGUACGGCUGGAGAAAGUUGUCAGAAACAAAAAGAAUGAUGAUCUCGACAGCAAAGAGCUUAUUAAGUUAUUUUUGCGCAGCGACAAAGAGUUGUACAAGGGAAUUGAGAUGAUUAUCCACUCUAUUUGUGUGUCCGCUGUGAAAAUUUCUGUGGAAUCAGUGAUUGAAUCAUUAACAUCAAAGUUUGAGAUUCACUUCAAUAAAUUUAGAAAUGUGAAUGAGGAUACCGCGUACAACGAAAUGAUGGUUAGCGUUAAUGGUCCUUCACAAGCCCAAUGUGACAAAGUUGUGAUGGCGGCUAUGAAACAGCACUUCAAAGGGCAGCAUGGCAUUCGCUUUGUAAGAAGAUCAAAUGACAUCAGUCUAUUUGCCACAGUGGGUGUAUCUGACAAUUCUAAGGUUGUAAACAGAAUGCUGCAAGAGAAGUCAAGACUGCCGUUCAUGCAGUAA
This is a messenger RNA of Paramuricea clavata, 2916 nucleotides long. NCBI's taxonomy places the organism in Eukaryota, Metazoa, Cnidaria, Anthozoa, Malacalcyonacea, Plexauridae. The record is from the annotation of a GenBank genome assembly.